CAGUAUUUUCAUCUUCAGAUAUCAUCAGACGAGUAGCUUUAUAAUAAUGUCUAGGAUUGAUACUUAACUAGCUUGACAUGCCCUCUAUACUGAGUGAAGUUCCAAUCAUAGAAAAACACCCAGAAUCCUGUACGGUUCAGUUGGGAAAAGACUGUAAACUUUUCUGCCAUGUUAUGGGCAAGAAUCUCAAGUAUCGCUGGUACAGAAGAUCCCGAUGCCUGGAGGGGGAGACCUCUUCAGUACUCCAUAUAAGGAAAGCCGCCAUGAAUGACGCCGGACAGUACUCCUGCAUUAUAUCGAAUGACAAGGAAUCUGUGAUCACGUGGGCAACCGUUGACGUCAUUUCCGUUAUUUCUUCCCCUAAAGUUAGAUAGCAAAUAAGAAAGCGAACUUUUGUUCCAUUUUUUGUGUAGACUUGAAGUUGUUUAGGAGCCUUUUUAUAUAUUCAUCAAUCAUUUACUUUUUGUUAAUCGAUAUUUUUCUCCAAAAACGCCAGGUCAGUUUAUAGUCAAGAUGAUAUAUGGAGAGCAUUUCAGGGUGAUCCCCGGUGUAAUAGCCACAGCUGACGUCAUGAGUCGCGUACCAUCAGACUUCAAAUAAAACCAAAGUAACUUGAAGAGCCAAUCAGAAGAAAGGAAGUUAUCACAAGGAGCCAAUAAGAUCGCAAAGUAAAAAGCCCGGGAAGGUGCGAGUAAGCAAGCCGCGAUUAAGUUAAACUUAAACCUGGGUGAAAAGAUGUCGCGAGUUUUCUGAACCAAUAACACAGAGAGGUAAAACAAAGUAAAGGAAUCCUGGAUAACUUUCGACAUUGUA
Molecule: messenger RNA, 813 nt
Organism: Stylophora pistillata
Lineage: Eukaryota; Metazoa; Cnidaria; Anthozoa; Scleractinia; Pocilloporidae
Product: HEPACAM family member 2
Source: RefSeq, a predicted model, not a curated record